This is a messenger RNA of Sparassis crispa, 1062 nucleotides long. RefSeq lists its product as hypothetical. The transcript has a single exon. NCBI's taxonomy places the organism in Eukaryota, Fungi, Basidiomycota, Agaricomycetes, Polyporales, Sparassidaceae. The record is from RefSeq and is a predicted model, not a curated record. The coding region runs from base 1 to 1062 and encodes 353 amino acids.
AUGUGUCAGGUUCUCGUCGAUGGCGUCUUUGCUGCGAACUCCUCCAGUAACCUCCUGACGGAAGAAGAGCUCCUCGCCAAAGCCAAUAUGGCUUGCACGAUGAUGGGCGUCAAGGCUGCGGAUGCUCCUACAUCCUUCACCAUCAAAUCCUGCAAGAGACUAAAGAACGGAGGAGUGCUUUACGACCUGGACAGCCCAACAUCAGCCCUUUGGCUCCACACCCCGGAUGUCAUGAAAGUCUUCCUCGAACACUUCGGAGGACACAAUUGCCAGCUUAAGAUCCACUCCUAUGCUAUUUUAGCUGAGUUUGUCCCCACUGCUUGCCGCGCAGACGAUGACCACUACCUUCAUGGAAUAGAACAUUUUAAUAACUAUGACCCCGGGGACAUCGAGAGUGCUCGCUGGAUCAAGGCACCGGAGGGACGUCAUCCAAAUCAGAGAGUCGCACACCUCAUUGUCCGCUUCAAUGCACCUGUGCCGGUGAACAAUGCCAUUCGCAAAGGAAUAAUCAUUGCAGGUAAGAGAGUAAAUGCACACAAACUGAUCUCCGAGCCACAUAGAUGCCUCAAGUGUCAGAAGAUCGGCAUCCUGCACAUCAGUUCAGAAUGCAAGUCCAUCCACGAUACCUGUGGGUCAUGUGCAUCAAUAGGACACAAGACUGCGGACUGCGAGGUUGACCCGGAUGACUAUCAGUGUGCUAACUGCCAGGCCUCCGGCCGUACAGACUGGCGGGGGCAUGCAGCCUGGGAUCGCAUGUGCCCAGUGUUCCAGGAACAUCGCAGGAAGAUGGCAGACAGACAACCCGAGAGUAAGUACCACUACUUCCUGACAGCUGAUCCCGCCACAUGGGAACAGCUAACGGAAGUGACCUCUGCCCUGCCCAACACCGUCGUGGCCCCUCCCCAUCAGGCAGUGCCGCAUGACAACACACAGAACCCCCGAACCUUCUCUUUCAACUGGGCAGAUGACGUAGAUGCUUCAACGCCACCUCCUAGCAACAAGCCGCCUCGUCCGUCACAGGCUCGGAGGGCGCAAGAACAGCAAGAUGCACAACGACGCUAG